AUGGAAGCAAAGUGGGUGUUGAGUGUGUUGGCAUCAAUUUGCUGUGAGGUUGACUUGUUGAAUGAUUUGUCAGAACCUCUGAUCUUGUUGAAUUGGUCCCACAUGGCUUUGCCUCCACGCUUACUAUGGGUUUUGAGAUCCGCUCUGAACUUCGCAAGUGAUGGAGAAGUAGUCAGAGAAGUAGGUAAAGAGUCCCAGAGAAAAGGACCAGAAAAAGCAAAAGCAGAUUUGGCAAAAGAGUGUUUAACACGAGUAGCCAGUGCAAGAGAACAAGAUAUGGAGAUAUAUGAGAAAAGAAAGGGGCACGAGCAACUAGACGAGCAGCAGAGUUAA
Molecule: messenger RNA, 333 nt
Organism: Helobdella robusta
Lineage: Eukaryota; Metazoa; Annelida; Clitellata; Rhynchobdellida; Glossiphoniidae
Exons: 3
Coding region: 1-333 (110 amino acids)
Source: RefSeq, a predicted model, not a curated record